CAUAAUAAAGAGCUCUAAUCCCUCAGGUUACCUUCUUCCUCUAAGAUCAUGGCUGAGAGACUGUUAAUAGGAGCACUGAAGGGUGGGAAAAACACUAAGAUCAUCACUUUGAAUGGGAAGAAGAUGACGAAGAUGCCCUCAACAUUAGGAAAACUGCCUGGCCUGAGGACGCUAAACCUUCAGAAUAACCUCAUCCCCAAAGUGUGUCCAGAGAUAAGCACCUUGACCCAGUUGACAGUACUAAAUUUGGGAAACAAUCUUUUCAAAGAAGUUCCAGAAGAGAUGAAAUACCUUACUUCCCUGAAGAAACUUCAUUUAUUUGGAAAUAGGAUUUGUAGAUUUGCACCUGGAGCAUGUGAUGGUUUACAAAAUUUGAUCCUGCUUAAUCUGAACCAUAAUCAGCUCACACAGCUUCCUCAGGAAGUCAACAGAUUAAAAAGUCUUACAUGUUUGAAUGUAAAUUGUAACCAGCUAACCAGCAUUCCUAGAGAACUUUUUUUCCUUGAAGAUCUUUCUGAACUUCAUUUUAACUACAAUCAGCUCAUUUGCAUACCUGAAGAGAUUAAACUCUUAAAGAAGCUCCAGAAGUUACUUUUGGCCAGGAACAACAUUGAAGUUUUGCCAGAGGGAAUUUGUGAUCUUAAAAAGCUAAGAAUCCUAGACAUAGCUGGAAAUAUUAUUCAGAUAUUUCCACCAGGAUUUCAGAAUCUGAAGCUGAGGGAAUUCUACUGCGAGGAAAACCCACUCAUCCUGAAGCAGCCAUUUAUAGCUAAUCAACGGGAGGACAUUUGGAGUCUAAAGGAAAUAACAUCAAGAUUUGUCAUGAAUCAGCUAGCUGGACAGAAUCCUUUUCUAAUGCAUGCCAUAGAACAGUUUCCAGAGGUCAAGAACAUAAUCUCUAAGGGAAAAAACUGUGCAAUAUGUGGAAAAUUCUUUUUAACCAUAUGGCUGGAAUGUGUUCAGUUUGUUCCUCCAUCAAAGAACUGCAAGAUAAGCAAAAAUCUACAGCUGGUACCUGUCCGAAUAUUACUUUGUUCUUACAAAUGUUUUAACCAGCGUCAACCUAACCUCUUUGGAAUUUCUCAAGAAUAGAACAGGCAAGAUGCUCCUUCAGUGCCUUCCUGGCUGCUCUGCACAGUCAGCUCAUGCCCUACCACCGUGCCAUGUGGUGUCCAAGCUCUUUGUUAAGCAAAGGAAGACAAAUGUUUAGCAUAGGAAGACAAAUCAUUCAAUUACACAGAUCCUAAUUUAAGCGUGAUAGUCUACCAUUAGAUUGUAAGGCUUCAGUAAUGCUAUUUUCCUUUGGCUUAAAAUGAAAAUAAAGAAUAGAAAAAAAGAAAGAA
Chinchilla lanigera (long-tailed chinchilla) is the source of this 1343-nucleotide messenger RNA. It is a transcript of the gene Lrrc69, whose product is annotated as leucine rich repeat containing 69. Gene Ontology annotation, molecular function: protein binding. The record is from RefSeq and is a predicted model, not a curated record. Lineage: Eukaryota; Metazoa; Chordata; Mammalia; Rodentia; Chinchillidae. The transcript is spliced from 8 exons. Bases 49 to 1092 code for a protein of 347 amino acids.